Rhineura floridana is the source of this 4250-nucleotide messenger RNA. RefSeq names its product glutamate carboxypeptidase 2-like. Gene Ontology annotation, molecular function: carboxypeptidase activity. Lineage: Eukaryota; Metazoa; Chordata; Lepidosauria; Squamata; Rhineuridae. The coding region runs from base 89 to 2344 and encodes 751 amino acids. The transcript has 19 exons. The record is from RefSeq and is a predicted model, not a curated record.
UCGCUCUCUCUGUUUAUGUGGCUGGGAACUGGAGGAGGAGGUCAGGCUGAAUCCAGAGCUCAGGAAAGCGUUGUUUGCAAAGGGCAGGAUGUGGACCUCUCUGCAGGCUGCCCCUGAGCCCACUUUCUCAAGGGGCAGCAGGAGCCGUUCCUGGGUGCUGACUGUGGGAGUGACAAUCGGCGUGUUCCUUCUUGGAUUCCUGAUUGGCUGGCUGAGUAAACCUGAAACUCAAUCGCCAGAGACAAGCUCUCAUGAGAAGAUGAAGAAGGCUUUUAUGGCAGAGAUGACAGCUAAGAAUAUCAAGCAGUAUUUAUACAAUUUUACUCGGCGGCCUCACUUGGCAGGUACGCCAGAGAACCUGCGCCUCGCCAAACAAAUACAGGCCCAGUGGAAGGAAUUUGGCCUGGAUUCUGUCCAGCUGGCUCCCUAUGAUGUUCUCCUGUCCUACCCAAAUGAAACAAAUCCCAACUACAUCUCAAUUGUUGAUGACCAAGGGCACCAGAUUUUCAACACCUCCUUAUCUGAGCCUCCCCCUGUAGGGUACGAGCAUAUUAAAGAUGUUGUUCCACCUUUCAGUGCUUUCUCAGCCCAGGGCAUACCUGAGGGAGAUCUGGUAUAUGUGAACUACGGCAGCAUAGAAGAUUUCCACAGAUUAGAGCGAGAGCUCAGAAUUAAUUGCUCUGGGAAAAUUGUCAUUGCUAGAUACGGGAAAAUCUUCAGAGGAAACAAGGUCAAGAAUGCUGAACUGGCUGGUGCCAAGGGUGUCAUUUUGUACUCGGACCCUGCUGACUCUUGUGCCCCCGGGGUAGACCCUUACCCAGAAGGCUGGAAUCUUCCUGGAGAUGGAACUCAGCGUGGGAACGUGCUGAUUCUAGAUGGCGCUGGGGAUCCCCUCACUCCAGGAUAUCCAGCCAAAGAGUACGCCUACCGCUAUGAUGAAGCCCAAGCAACAGCCCACUUAAAAAUUCCUGUCCACCCCAUUGGUUAUCGUGAUGCUGAGAGGUUGCUGAGGGAGAUGGGAGGGCCACCCCCACCAGAUGACAGCUGGAAGGGAAACCUCUCUGUGCCUUACAAGAUUGGGCCAGGCUUUAUAGGAAGUUCUUCAAAGAGAAAAGUCAAAAUGCACAUCCACAGCAUCAAGAAAGUAACAAGGAUUUACAAUGUGAUCGGUACUAUCCGAGGUGCAACAGAGCCAGACAGGUAUGUUAUCCUUGGUGGCCACCGUGACUCUUGGGUCUUUGGUGGGAUUGACCCUCAGAGCGGAGCUGCUGUCGUUCAUGAGAUUGUCAGAAGCUUUGGGAAGCUGAAACAGCAAGGAUGGAGGCCUAGAAGAACGGUGAUAUUUGCCAGCUGGGAUGCUGAGGAGUUUGGCUUAAUAGGAUCUACAGAGUGGGCUGAGGAAAAUGUCAAAAUACUACAGGAGCGUGGGGUGGCCUAUAUCAAUGCUGAUUCUUCCAUAGAAGGCAACUACACCCUUCGAGUUGACUGUACUCCACUGAUGUACAGCCUAGUAUACAAUCUGACUAAAGAGAUACCAAGCCCUGAUGAAGGGUUUGAAGGCAGAUCUCUUUAUGAAAGUUGGUAUGAGAAGAAUCCAUCAGCAGAACAUAAAGGUGUGCCCAGGAUCAACAAGUUGGGCUCCGGCAAUGAUUUUGAAGUCUUUUUCCAGAGGUUGGGUAUCGCAUCGGGGAGAGCUCGCUACACUAAAAACUGGAAGGUAGACAAAUACAGUAGCUACCCACUUUAUCACAGUGUCUACGAGACCUAUGAGAUUGUGGAGCGCUUUUAUGACCCCACUUUUAAGAACCACCUGGUCGUGGCCCGGGUGCGUGGAGGAAUGGUGUUUGAGCUGGCAGACGCUGUCAUCCUUCCUUUUGACUGCCAAGAUUACGCCAAGGCACUCAUCAGCUACGCUAACGUCAUUUACAACAUGACCCUGAAACACCAAGCAGCAUUGAUGACGUACAAUGUGUCUUUACAUUCUCUUCUUGAUGCGGUGAAGACAUUUUCAGAAGCUGCCAGUGACUUUCACAAGAGAUUGCAACUACUGGACACCAAUAACCCAGUUGCAGUGAGGUCAUGGAAUGAUCAACUGAUGUUUCUGGAAAGAGCGUUUAUUGAUCCUCUUGGACUACCUGGCAGGCCGUUCUAUAGGCACAUCCUGUUUGCUCCAAACCGGCACAACAAGUACGCUGGAGUGUCCUUUCCUGGUGUCUACGAUGCCCUGUUUGACAUUGCCAGUGCAGCAGACCAACAGAAGGCCUGGGAGGAGGUCAAGAGGCAAAUCUCCAUUGCGGCCUUCACAGUAACAGCUGCAGCUGGGACUCUGGAAGAAACGCUGUGAAAUGCCAGAGGUUCCAAGAAGCUGGCUUCAUUUUGACAAAGUCCUACUUACUUUGGAAAUUGGAGACCCUAGACUUCCUUUGUGCAGGCUUGUUCUCAUGUUACCCUGAACAGUUACUGUCUGCCUUUACAAAUGUACGUGUGUGAAAGAUUGUACACUUCUUGGUUUGUGCAGCUCAGCGGCUGUGUACAUAGACUGCAUAGCCAUUGAACAUCCCAUGUGAAUAACUGUAUGAGUGUACAGCUCAACUAUUUGGUUACACAGAUUAUACACUCAUUGAAUGUAAGGUGUGAACACCACUUAUGCUUUUAAGGAAAUUAGGAUCCAACAACACUCUUGCUAAUUGUCCAGUUAGAUCACAUCCUUGGGGAACUGGAAGAUGGGGAAUUCUUCUAUAUCAAGAUCUACUUGUUUCCUUAGUCCAUCAAGAAAUCAUGUUUGAUAGUUCUCAAAAUCCAGGAUGAUCUCAAGACAGGGAAAACAAUGAAACAGCCAUCUCUAGAGAUGGGCUUGUAAGCACACUAGUUGUCAGAUCAACGCUUUUCCAUUAGCCACACCUGGAGGGUGAACAGGUUGAUCUGCCAAUCAGUUGCGGAAUCUCUUUGAAGCUGAGGGUAGAAACGCACUCACUGUUCUGCUGGUUCCAGUACGUCUCCACCUCUCUCUUCUGAAAAUGAGGGCACACAAUGCUAGUCAAACGGCGGCCCUUUUUACUGUAAAACCUGGUGGGAGCAGCUUGAGUGCGUUUUUGUUUAUAAAAAAAAUCAGCUUCAAAUAGAUUUUGCAGCUGAUCGGUGGAUCAACCCGUUCCCCCUCCAAGUAUGGCUAAUGGAAAUGCUUUGAUCUGGCAACUACUGUGUUUACAGUCUAUAUUUUUUUAAAAUGGUUUUACAGUAAAAAACGGCGGGGCUCAACUAGCGGUGUGUGCCCUCGUUUUCAGAAGAAAAAGGUGGUGAUGUUCUGGAACCAGCAGAACAGUGUGUGUGUUUCUACCCUGGGUUGUGAUGGUAUAGCAGAGGUGACCCCCCCAUUAGGCAAAUUAAGCAGCUGCCUAAGGCCUUGCGUUUGAAGGGGCCCCAUGUGAUUGGUGCUUAAUGGGGGCAGGGCUUUUCCCAUAGCCUUUCAUGCUGCCUCAGCAGUUUUUUUAAAAAAGGUACAAUCACCAGCCUUACCAGUGUUGAAGAAAUUGGAAUUUUCUUUUGGUGUCGAGUUUCCAAAGUCGAAAACCUGUGCACAGUAAUCCAUUAUUAAAUCCCCAUUGAAUUCACUGGGGGUUGCAUGAGUUAGUUUGUAUAGGAUUUAAAUCUAGGUGGGUUUGUUUGUUUUUUAAAGUUCUUUAAUUUAACAUUUUUAUUACCGAUAUGAACACUCCAAAGUUUGGGGUGCAUCUUUAAAGACUUCUGCAUAACAAGAAAAAUGAAGAAAAAGUUAUAUGGAAGAGAGGAUGAGAUAGCCAUACAACUUGCAGAUCUGUACUCUGUUUUGAAGUUGAAAGGUCCCAACAGAGCCAGCAGCAGCAGUUGACAUAGUCGGGCAGCUGCUGAGGCCCAGUAGGGCCCACUGGUGGUGGGCACAUGUAAGCUGUCAUUUUAAAUUUCCCACAGUGUCCCAGAGCAAGGUUAUGUUGGGUACUCAGAGUUCUGUGGGAAACUUAAAUGCAGGCCUCCUGGUGCUGACUGGAGUGCUGUCCCCAUGUAUGCUGAUGGUGGGAAGCAAUGGGUACAGGAGGGGCCCCACAGAGGGUUCUAGUCCUGGGACCCUUUGUUGGCUUUGAAAAGCAAAUGCUCCCGAGCCCAAGACCUUCUGGAACAUACACAGAAAGCUCCCAGAUGGGCUCACUGUACUCAUUCGCCCUAUCAAACCAACCUCCUUUGUUUUUGUGACUUUAGAAAUAAAAGAUGAAAUC